Molecule: messenger RNA, 5151 nt
Organism: Triplophysa rosa
Lineage: Eukaryota; Metazoa; Chordata; Actinopteri; Cypriniformes; Nemacheilidae
Gene: fam222bb
Product: family with sequence similarity 222 member Bb
Exons: 3
Coding region: 182-1966 (594 amino acids)
Source: RefSeq, a predicted model, not a curated record
CAGGCUGCAGCAGUGGGCACUGGGCAGUAGCAGUGACUAGACAAGCGCUUAAUCGACACAACAAGAGCACAGGUGCCGAAUAACCCACCAAAAUGCUAUUUUAAACAAUCGCGCGUCUCAUCCCGAAGCCAGAGAUGUGAUGAGGAGCGAGAGUCCAAUGUUACAUUAGUCUCAGCGUGACAUGCUGGCCUGUCUGCCGGUAUCAGACCCCUCCCACCAGCUUCUCUCUCACAUGCAGAUGAACACUGGACUUCAGAAAUGGGACACUACACAGAGGAGAAGAUCACCACACUAUCCUACCCCAGCAGAAUUGGAUGCCUAUGCUAAGAAAGUUGCCAAUAAUCCACUGACUAUAAAAAUCUUCCCCAACAGCGUUAAAGUACCUCAGAGAAAGCAUAUCCGGCGCACCGUGAACGGUCUCGACACCUCCAGCCAGCGCUACAGCCCCUACCCGCCUCAGGUGAACACACGUACGGGCCUAUUGGCCAUCGUCAAAGUCCCCUUCAAAGGGAUUCUCAAGGACAUCGAAGGCGGCCGAGCCCGUUUUCUCCCGAAGCUCAUCAUGAACCCGCACGGCGGGCUUUACGCUAAUUCCAGCACUUUAAACGUUCCUCACACUGUUCCACACCUUCAGACUCUGCCUCAAUCGCAGGCGCCUUUAGGCCAGAAGAACCUUGCUCACUCUCAGGCCUUGCAGGUGCACUCGCAAUCCCUGCAGCAGCAGAAGACCAGUUUACAACCGCAGCAGAGCCUGGCCCAUCAAGAGGCCUUGCAUCACGCCCUAAACCACCAACAGACUCGCAUGCAGCAGCAACAGCAACAGCAGCUGCCAGGCCCACAGGGACUCAGGCAUCAGCCUGAUAUGGCGCAGUCGGUCAACCUGCUGCACCCCCAGGGGUUCUCUCAAUCCCAACCCAUGCCGCAGGCCACGUGUGCCGGUCCUCCGGCCCCCGGGGUUUUGCAGCCGCCCCUAGCGGGCCUGCAGAUCCCACGCAAACUACCCGAUGCCGACGCCCCUCCCAAUGUGACUGUGUCUACCUCAACCAUUCCGCUGUCCAUGGCUGCCAGCCUGCACCAGAACCGGCCCAGUGACCUGAGCAGCAUCGUCAAUCAGAUCAACCAAUUCUGCCAGGCUCGGGCUGGCAUGGGCUCUACCUCCGUGUGUGAAGGACAGAUUGCCAACCCCAGCCCUAUCAGCCGUAACCAGCUCAUCAACGCGAGCUCUCGGGUGUGCACCCAUAACCCCGUCGUGGGCCCUCCACCAUCUUGCUUUCUCGGAAACUCUGUCAAUGCCGGUCCAACCCCUGGGUUACCUCUGCCUGACAUCGCUGCGUUGAAUCGAAUGCCAAUCUACCACAAUGACAUGAAGCAGCACUCUCAGCCCCAGUUACCCCAGCAACAUCGCCAACAGGGCCCUUGGGGCCAGCAUCAGCUGGCGCACCUUCAACAUCUUGCUGAGGGGUCUCAUCAGCCCAAGAGAGAGGGCCUGGUCGGGCCCGGGUUCCUCCCAAAGGGCAUGAACUACCCACAGGACGUGUGCAUGGGUCAACCUUUCAACUUGAAGGCCCCUACUGACAAACCGACGCCGUCUCCUCCGGUCAACGGAAUGCCAGUGGCCUUGAGUUAUAGUAAUGGUCAUUACAUGCAGCCUCCUUGGAACAGCAUCUUGCCCACGCCGAACAGUGACAGCUCAGGGUCUCAAGACCUGGCGGGGCCGUUCCAUGGGGGCCUCUCAGGGGCCUCAAUAGACUGCACCCCCGGGGCUCAAUACCGGUCCGGGGCAUCCAUCUCCAGUCAGACCAACCUGAUGCAGGGCAUGGAGUACAUGGGAGGUGACUUCCAGCCGCCAUGUUUCCGAGCGCAGAAUCCAGGCACAAUGGCAAAGAUGCACAGAGCCUCAGUCAGCAGGGCCACAGAUUCAGGUGAUAGUAGAAAUGUGCAUAUUCACCACCCAGGUUACAGAUGAGCUGCGGCCAGUUAAUGCUAGCGUUAGUCAGUGUUAGUUCAGAUGUGACCCGGUCCCCCCUUUGCAUUUUGUUCUUGGUCUUGCGAGUGAUCUACUGAAUGUUUCCUGUAUGAUGAUGAUUUCUGUGACUACCACAAAACUGAACCCCUAUUGUACACCAUGUAUCCAUGUGCCACUUGACGUUUUUAUUUUUUUUAAUUUUACUAGUUUAGAUUUAAAUGAGUAUAUUCUGGAGACAUUUAAGGGGUGCCAAAAUACUGAAACAUUUGGCUGUUUCUUCCAUUUAAGCUAACAGCAUACAUGUACAAUGUAUAGAGGUUGAUUUGACGAUUUUCUUUCCUCUCAAUGUUUACAUAUUGUGCUUUUGUAACUAAUUCUGAAUCGAUAUGAAAGUGAAAAAUUGAUACUGGGAUAUGCACAUAUGACGAGACUGUUUCUUUUGUCAGACUGUUGAACAUUAAUCAGGUUAAAGUCUUAGAUGGAGUUGUCACACUGUGGCUGUCAAGUCGCGUCGUGUAAAACGUUGAUUUUCCCUCAGACGUGUCAUCUAACGCUCUAUCCUUUGGUUUCAUUUAUUUGUUUUUCAAUAUCCUAUUAGGGUUCAGACAGAAAUUGCUUCGGGACUUGUGCUGUGCCCUAAUAGCAUAGCUUAGAGUUUUAUUUUCUCUCAAUUUAAUUGUAACUACUUGAAUUUCAUUGAAGGCGGUGCUGGCAGGCUUCUUACGGUGGACCAAUGUUUAACAGACGACCCAAAUUUUCUUUUAUUGUCCCCAUUUGUUAGUUUGGUUGUAAAGAUGUCCUUGACCAUAAUUAGAUGAUGAAAGCGUGUUGGCAUAAGCGCAAUAUAAGUGAGCACUACGGGUUGGCCUGUGGCUUCACUGGUGUGCUACUGUAACUGAGAGGUGCGAUUAGCCUGUGUGAAUGGCGUGUGUGCCGGGCCGGAUUGGCUCCCUGCUUUUGCUCCAUCAUUAACACCAUACUGCUCUUCCCUGGCGGGAUCACUUCCAUCUCCGUCACACGCUGUUGUCUGUCAACUGAACCCUACCAAUGUGUUUUCCACCCACUGCAGGUUCUUGAUGUGUCAUGUUCAUAUUUAUUGAAAAUAGCUGAAAUUCACCGCCGGUGACUGUGUGGCUUUCUUUAAAAAUGGGGAAGUAACCUUAACAAAAUAGUUUUUUUAAAGCAUUAGUUGACCCAAAAGUAAAAUGAAAAUAGUUAAAUUGCCCUGACGUUUUGCUGAAUCCAUAUGCUGUGACACACAAGUCAUUUUUUUAAACAGUAUGCUUUGUCAUACAGUGACAAUUUGCAGUGAAUGUUUUUCAUCAAAAAUGCCUUGUUGUCAAUAUGACUUGUGCUUUUUUUAGUAUGUUAGCUUUGUGUAAGGAAAAGAUUGAAAUGCAAUUUAUUAUUUAUUACAUUUUUCCUAUAGUUAGUGUUUGCGUGCAGAUUUAAAAAGAAGUGCAUCAUGAUAAGUUACUACACAGAUGAAAACCAAUAAAACUUUGAAAGGAAAUGAUGUUCAAUGUUAAAUUAGCAUCUUCAGUUAUGAUCUUAAAAGCACCUAGUCAGAAGACUGUCAAGUUUUGUAAAACAAUUCUUCACAAAUUAGUAACAGCAUAUGGAUUGAAACAACAUACGGCUGAAUAAACAAUGACAGAAAUACAAUUUUUUGUAAUGUUUUAUCCAUUCAACCUCUGUAGUUGAGACAUCCCAUGCUCCACAUUUUAACUCCCAUGAAGAGUUUCUCUCUUUCUCAGGUCUACCUGUGCCUCUUCUCAUAUUCCCCUCGACUCAAACCCUUACAGGCGUUGAACGAGUCUCUCCACCUUUAUCAGUGCAGGUCAUCUGUCAGUGGAGCAUGUGUAUUGUCAGACUCUGGUGUAACGGGUGGAGCAACUGCAGAUGAGCAAACCGGUGGAGCUGUGACACCCUGUACCGUAACCUCCCUGUUUGCCCCUCAAAAGCCUUAACUGUUUGAUCCUUGAAUUGUCCUUGACUAUAGGCAUGGUGUAGAAUAUACAUUAAUAUUUAGCUACAUUUGUUUUUGUGAUACUGUAAACUGGGAGAUCAGACUCCCGAAAGGAUGAUUUUUUUAUUUGUAUUUAGAAUUUUAAUGUGUAGUACUGGGCUGUAACAAUUGCCACAUUCAGACUAAGUCUAGUUAUAUUUUCCAAAAAGUGUAUCUUUGUUUGCAGCAAAACAUUUUGAAGUCUUAGAUUUUAUUUUAUGUCAUGGGAAAACAGCUCAUGCGGCACGUUAAACAAAAACGCGUAUGUUAUACGACUGGGCUGAACGGCACAGACCUGCGGUUUUCGAUACGAGUAGGCCUAGUUUUCACUUUUUGUCACUAUACUUUGCCCCACGAAGCUGCUAUUUUUAUUCCGACUACAAAGUGUUGUGAGGAUAGAGUUGAGAUCUAAUUUAUAUUAUGCCUUUUUUGCAAUGCAAUAUUGUUAAUAGCAUCAGCGGACGUAAUAAGUUAUUCCAUUCGCCUGUGUCGUUGUAAAGCUUGAACGUUUCGACUUCCUGCAUUUCUUUCGUUCCUCAUUUCAUGCCUUGUUACAGCUCAAGAGUACAAAGUCAGGUUACUCUUUUAAUAGUUACUUUCUCUAUGUGAAGUGCCUCCUCUGGGCUGACGUGCACCGCGUGUAUGUGACCGUCAGGACGGAAAAUGGACCGACGCUAGUGCACGUUCCACAGACGUAGUGCACUGCUCACGAACGAGGGACCGAUCUACUUUAAAACUACUGAUAUCGUUCAAAAAACCACAUAAAUAUGAACACAACGUGCUGCUCCAGGUGCAAGAUUUGUUUGGAUGAGAAUAGUUGCUGCUGAUUCACUAGUUUAGGUGGCGAGAGCUACGCUGCUUAACUCCCUAGUGUCCUUGAAACAUUCGAAGGAAUGCUCUAGAAAGGUCUUUUGGAGCACAUGCACUCCUGCCCCCAUCACCCCAUGCCCCUCUCCCUUCUGAAAACAACACAAUGGUAGUUUGAAACUACGGGAGUGCGCGUUAGGAGGAGUUGAGUGUGUUUCAUCUUGUUCCACCAAAGAACAAAAUGUUACUUGAAUGGUAGCAGCGUGCACCUGUUUCGUGUAACCGAAAACUGUCAUUCCAGAUACGCAUUUUUUCAGGAACGUGUUGCACAAACAUUCCCCUCUAACCAAAAUAAAGUUUGAAUUGCAUU